Messenger RNA from Lentinula edodes (shiitake mushroom), 592 nucleotides. RefSeq lists its product as uncharacterized. The record is from RefSeq and is a predicted model, not a curated record. Lineage: Eukaryota; Fungi; Basidiomycota; Agaricomycetes; Agaricales; Omphalotaceae. The transcript has a single exon. The coding region runs from base 164 to 592 and encodes 142 amino acids.
AGAAGCGCCUGUGAACUCUAAAAAGAGUUCCAGAAUUCAGGUUGAUUCCCGUACUCGAUCAGAGACAAAGGUAUCAAAUAUCCCAGACCCAUCAACUCUCGCUAUCACGCCGAUUGGUGUACAUGGGCCAACUCGAGAUCUUGAAGAUGUGAAGCAGGAGCUAAUGAUCUUGGUGAAACCCUUGAAUCCGUGUCGAGGCGAAACUUUCCAUGGAUUGAUGAAAGCUGCAUGGCCAAAACGCGAUCUUGGUUCAGGUCGUUCCUCAGUGCCGGAAGCGCGGAUGCUCAAUGACAAGUUCGGAACUUUGCGACAUCAUUAUUCUUUUCCAGCAAGUCACUCACAUGGAAUCCCUAUCUCCAACGACAUUUUUCUUCCGACCGAGAUGGAAUUAAAGAAAGGAGUAGCAGAAUUUCAUUGGAACCUUUUUUCUCCGCACCAAAAGCAUAGUUCACCCUUGCUUGAAUAUCGAAGCCUUCGGAUUCACGUUGGGAAACUGAUUGGAACCUCCCUGGUUUCCUCUCCCACCCCGCUCGUGUUAUUUAUAGCCAUCCUCCAUGCAAUGCUAGGUCUGUGGCCGUUUGCUCUGAAGUAG